This is a messenger RNA of Arabidopsis thaliana (thale cress), 1462 nucleotides long. RefSeq names its product NAD(P)-binding Rossmann-fold superfamily protein (gene Tic32-IVa). NCBI's taxonomy places the organism in Eukaryota, Viridiplantae, Streptophyta, Magnoliopsida, Brassicales, Brassicaceae. The coding region runs from base 269 to 1237 and encodes 322 amino acids. The record is from RefSeq and is marked reviewed. The transcript is spliced from 8 exons. Gene Ontology annotation, cellular component: chloroplast inner membrane.
UUUAAAAAGAAAGUUGUUAAUAAAUCCCCAUCAUUUGACUUUGGAGAUGCACUAUUCUACACUUCAACCUCAACCUCGUGAGACAUGAGGAUUAAAGUAAAGUAAUCACAUUUCUGUCACAUAUGAACAAAUAAAGUUAUUUAAAUCAGAAUAAAAGCGAAAUCGCUUGACCACUCAAGAAGAGAAAAACGCUAACAAGUCCCAUAGUUUGUGUUUAUUGGACUUCUUUCCUCUCAUCUUCUCCAGCAGAAACAAAAAAAGCUGAAAGAUGUGGUUUUUUGGAUCGAAAGGAGCAUCUGGAUUCUCGUCUCGUUCAACUGCAGAGGAAGUCACACAUGGUGUUGAUGGGACUGGUCUCACUGCCAUAGUCACAGGAGCAUCAAGUGGUAUAGGAGUAGAGACAGCGCGUGUUCUUUCACUGCGUGGUGUGCAUGUGGUUAUGGCGGUGAGGAACACUGACUCUGGUGCUAAAGUUAAGGAAGAUAUUGUCAAGCAAGUCCCUGGAGCUAAACUCGAUGUCAUGGAGUUAGAUCUCAGCUCAAUGCAAUCUGUCAGGAAAUUUGCGUCUGAGUACAAAUCUACUGGUCUUCCACUCAACCUCUUGAUCAACAAUGCCGGGAUUAUGGCAUGUCCUUUUAUGCUCUCUAAGGACAACAUCGAGCUGCAAUUCGCAACCAAUCAUUUAGGUCAUUUUCUGUUGACUAAACUUCUGCUAGAUACAAUGAAGAGCACAUCACGUGAAAGCAAACGAGAAGGAAGAAUUGUUAACCUAUCAUCAGAAGCUCAUCGGUUCUCGUAUCCAGAAGGAGUUCGUUUUGAUAAGAUCAAUGACAAGUCAAGUUACAGUAGUAUGCGAGCUUAUGGACAAUCUAAACUCUGCAAUGUGUUGCACGCCAACGAGCUUACAAAGCAACUGAAGGAAGAUGGAGUCAAUAUAACAGCAAAUUCGCUUCAUCCAGGAGCCAUUAUGACUAACCUCGGGCGCUACUUCAACCCCUAUUUGGCUGUAGCGGUUGGUGCAGUGGCUAAAUAUAUACUCAAGUCUGUUCCACAGGGAGCGGCAACAACUUGCUAUGUGGCAUUGAAUCCUCAAGUUGCAGGAGUUUCAGGGGAAUACUUCCAAGAUAGCAACAUUGCUAAACCAUUACCACUUGUCAAAGAUACAGAAUUGGCCAAGAAGGUUUGGGAUUUCAGCACCAAGCUUACCGAUUCACAAUCAGGAGAAAGCAGUUCUUGAAAGUAAAUGAUGUUCAGUGAAUCUUUACUAAUGGUUUCAUGUUUCAACGUCUCUUAUCUCUACUGUGACAAUACUUAUUUCAGUCUUUAUCAAAGGAAAUAAAAACGUAUAACAAAUCUGCAAUAAGAUGGUUUAUUCUGACCGGUUUAGUUCUAAACCUUCACCAAACACUUAUCAGAAGAAAAUGUAAAAAAGCUUUGUAAUCAAGUAUCAGAAGAUUUUAAA